AUGGGAGAGAGGACCCCUGGUAGAGAUCAGUGGGAAAGACCUCCUAUUGGAAGAGAUCCCAGGGAUGAAAGACCAGCACCUGGACAAGAUUUCAGAGAAUGGGAACGAUCACGUGACAUGUAUGAUGACCCGAGGUCACGUGACUCUCGUAUGGUGCCUGAUAGAGGUGGACCACCUCCAGGUUAUGGUAGAAGAAGCCCACCAAGAGAAUGGCAGCAUGGUCAAGUGCAAGCUCCAAGAGAGCAUCCUGGUUUUAAAGAUUCUUGCGAACCAUCAAUGACAGGUGGUCAAAAACUUGAUAUGGAAAGAAGACCUGAAGAGGUCGGACAUAAAGGAAUGGAGGGUCCUGGCAGGUAUGGGCCAUAUGACAAUCAUGGACCUCCUGGGGAUCAACAUGAGUUUUAUCAUGAUGGUGAUCCUAGGCACCAUGGCCAGGAGAUGGAAUUUGAUGGAUCAAGACGAGGGAGCCCAUUUAAUAGAAGAGGACGGGGUUCUAUAAAUCGCGGGGGACCUCCGAGGGGACAUCCUAGGAAUGCUCCAUAUAAUAGGGGUCAAGCACGUCGUGGUGGUGGGUCAGGACACUUCUGA
Molecule: messenger RNA, 588 nt
Organism: Xenia sp. Carnegie-2017
Lineage: Eukaryota; Metazoa; Cnidaria; Anthozoa; Malacalcyonacea; Xeniidae
Product: basic salivary proline-rich protein 3-like
Exons: 2
Coding region: 1-588 (195 amino acids)
Source: RefSeq, a predicted model, not a curated record